AAAAGGAAAUAGGGAACCGAGGCGAGGGCAGAGUCGCGGCGUCGCCGGAGGCGGUGGACGGCAGCGACAGCGAGCGAUGCCGGUGGCGAGGCCGGAGCCGCAGGAGCCGCGGGUGAUCGCCCACGUCGACAUGGAUUGCUUCUACGUCCAAGUUGAGCAGCGGAGGAACCCGGCGCUCAGGGGGCAGCCGACCGCCGUGGUGCAGUACAACGACUGGAAAGGCGGCGGGCUGAUUGCCGUCAGCUACGAGGCCCGAAAGUUUGGCGUGAAGAGGUCUAUGCGUGGUGAUGAGGCCAAGACGGUCUGUCCAAGUAUCAAUUUGGUUCAGGUUCCGGUGGCCCGUGACAAGGCUGAUCUUAAUGUUUACCGGAGUGCUGGCUCUGAGGUUGUAGCAAUCCUUGCCACCAAGGGAAAGUGCGAGCGAGCAUCCAUCGACGAAGUUUAUCUUGACCUCACUGAUGCAGCCAAGGAAAUGCUCUUAGAAUCUCCGCCGGAGUUAUUGGAGUUGAUUUUUGAGGAGGCCACAAAGUCAAAUAUCCUGGGCCUUCCUUCUGAUGUCAGCAAUAAGGAAGAUAGUGUGAAGGCAUGGCUUUGUAGAACCGAUGCUGAUUACCAGGAUAAAUUACUAUCUUGUGGGGCUAUAAUUGUUGCACAAUUGCGGGUCAGGGUUUUGGAGGAAACCCAAUUCACAUGCUCUGCUGGCAUUGCUCAUAAUAAGAUGUUAGCAAAACUUGUCAGUGGGAUGCACAAGCCUGCUCAGCAGACAGUUGUUCCUUCAUCAGCAGUUCAAGAUUUCCUAGUAUCACUGCCAAUAAAGAAGAUGAAGCAACUUGGUGGUAAGCUUGGGAGUUCCUUGCAGGAUGACCUUGGGGUCAAUACUGUUGGUGAUCUUCUAAGUUUUACAGAAGAAAAACUACAAGAGUACUAUGGAGUAAAUACAGGAACAUGGUUAUGGAAGAUUGCAAGAGGUAUUAGUGGAGAAGAAGUAGAAGAUCGUCUUCUACCAAAGAGCCAUGGGUGUGGAAAGACAUUUCCUGGCCCAAAAGCAUUAAAGGAUAAUGCUUCUGUUAAGACUUGGCUGGAUCGACUUUGUGAAGAACUGAGUGAACGGGUUCAAUCUGACUUGAACCAGAACAAGAGAAUUGCUCAAACACUAACUCUCUAUGCCAGGGCAUGUAAGAAAAACGGGUGUGAUUCAAUAAAGAAAUUCCCUUCCAAAUCUUGUCCAUUGCGUUAUGGGACUGGAAAAAUUCAAGAAGAUGCAAUGAAGCUAUUUGAAUCUGGGCUUCAUGAUUUUUUGGGUUCUCAAAUCACAAAAUGGAGCAUAACAUCUCUUUCUGUUUCAGCAAGCAAAAUAUUCGACAUACCAAGUGGAACAAGCUCUAUCUUGAGAUACAUUAAAGGCCCAAAUUCCACUGUUUCACCAGCUAACCUUGAUUGUUCUUUACAUGAGGAUCUAUCCCUUGGUAACAAGUUGUAUAUAGCACCUAAUCAUGAAGAACAUUGUGAACCAUCAUCAUCUGAGAAAGGAGACCAUGGAAACAAUAGUAUUUUAGCCAAACAGAGUCAGGCAAAGGAAGAAAAAAAGAUGUCAAAGAAGUUAACUGAGGUUAAGGGAACUUGUUCUAUUCUGAAGUUCCUUUCACAAAGUCCGCCUGCCCUCAAUGAGAAAAGAAAAUUUGACAGCUUAAUGUGCAGUCAUCCAGGUCCUGAAAGUUCUUCAGAAGCAAAUAAAGCUGAAGACCAUACACCUACGCAGUCUGUUGAUAGGAACAAUUUUAGCACUGGUGGGGGUACCUCUGCAAGCAGUAGCCCUUGGAUGUUGAAUGUUGAAGAUAUCGAUCCAGCCGUAGUGGAAGAACUGCCCCCGGAGAUACAGAGAGAGAUACAUGGAUGGAUUCGCAUGCCAAAGCACUCAAGCUCAAAGGCGAGGGGUUCUACCAUCUCAUCGUACUUUCAACCUGCAAAGAGGUCAUGACUCAGCAUAGGUGGACCGGACCAUG
Messenger RNA from Oryza brachyantha (malo sina), 2003 nucleotides. RefSeq names its product DNA polymerase eta. The coding region runs from base 77 to 1978 and encodes 633 amino acids. The record is from RefSeq and is a predicted model, not a curated record. Gene Ontology annotation, molecular function: DNA-directed DNA polymerase activity; damaged DNA binding. Gene Ontology annotation, biological process: response to radiation; error-prone translesion synthesis. The transcript has 14 exons. Gene Ontology annotation, cellular component: site of double-strand break; replication fork; nucleus. NCBI's taxonomy places the organism in Eukaryota, Viridiplantae, Streptophyta, Magnoliopsida, Poales, Poaceae.